Messenger RNA from Sycon ciliatum, 1323 nucleotides. RefSeq names its product mucin-20-like. The record is from RefSeq and is a predicted model, not a curated record. Bases 1 to 1323 code for a protein of 440 amino acids. NCBI's taxonomy places the organism in Eukaryota, Metazoa, Porifera, Calcarea, Leucosolenida, Sycettidae. The transcript is spliced from 2 exons.
AUGAAUUCCCGACUAGUUCGCAUUAGAUCGCUCUACCGCAAGAGCAGCAGCUCCACGUUCUCUACGUCAAGCGAGGAAUCCUCACAGGGUAGUGAGACUCCGUGUGAAUCGACUGCGAACUCCGACAGCAAAGUAUUCACCGCUUUGUAUUAUCUGCUUGCUGAGUCGGAAUCGGCACUGGAGUCAGACACAGAGUCUGCGCUGGAGUCCACGCUGUCGUCUUCUCCGGAUGAAUCAUCCUCUGAGACCUGGCGCCUUCUCCUGUCUGAGGCGGCGUCUGAGUCGCUGUCGGCGCUCGAAUCUGAGGCACUGUCUGCGCUGGAAUCCACGCUGUCAUCUUCACCUGAGGAGUCAUCUUCGGAGGCCUGGCGCCUUCUCCUGUCUGAGGCGGCGUCUGAGUCACUGUCGGCGCUCGAAUCUGAGGCACUGUCUGCGCUCGAAUCCACGCUGUCAUCUUCACCUGAGGAGUCAUCUUCAGAGGCCUGGCGCCUUCUCCGGUCUGAGUCUGCGUCAGCGUCGCUGUCGGCGCUUGAAUCCGAGGCACUGUCGGCACUAGAGUCAACGCUGUCGUCUUCACCUGAGGAGUCAUCUUCAGAGGCCUGGCGCCUUCUCCUGUCUGAGUCUGCGUCUGCGUCGCUGUCGGUGCUCGAAUCAGAGACACUGUCGGCACUAGAGUCCACGCUGUCGUCUUCACCUGAGGAGUCAUCUUCGGAGGCCUGGCGCCUUCUCCUGUCUGAGUCUGCGUCUGCGUCGCUGUCGGCGCUUGAAUCAGAAGCACUGUCGGCACUAGAGUCCACGCUGUCGUCUUCACCUGAGGAGUCGUCUUCGGAGGCCUGGCGCCUUCUCCUGUCUGAGUCUCCGUCUGCGUCGCUGUCGGCGCUCGAAUCUGAGGCACUGUCUGCGCUCGAAUCCACGCUGUCAUCUUCACCUGAGGAGUCGUCUUCGGAGGCCUGGCGCCUUCUCCUGUCUGAGUCUGCAUCUGCGUCGCUGUCGGCGCUUGAAUCUGAGUCACUGUCUGCGCUCGAAUCCACGCUGUCAUCUUCACCUGAGGAGUCAUCUUCGGAGGCCUGGCGCCUUCUCCUGUCUGAGUCUCCGUCUGCGUCGCUGUCGGCGCUCGAAUCUGAGGCACUGUCUGCGCUCGAAUCCACGCUGUCAUCUUCACCUGAGGAGUCAUCUUCGGAGGUCUGGCGUCUUUUCCUGUCUGAGGCGGAGUCUACGUCGCUGUCGGCGCUUGAAUCCGAGGCACUGUCAGCGCUGGAGUCCACGCUGCUUACACUGUCGGCGGAGGAAUCAUCCUCGCCAUCAACACUCGAGUCUUCCUGA